AUGGCGGCGCCCGGCGAGCGCAGGCGCUUCGGCAGCAGGGGCCUCUUCUCCUUCCUGCCUGGCGGCGCGCGCUCCGAGGUGCUUGACGACUUGGUGACCGACGCGCGGGGCCGGGGCGCGGGGCGCAGAGACGCCGCCGCGGCCUCCGCACCUACGCCAGCUGCAGCACCGACCCCCGAGCCGCAGGUUGCUGAGGACGCCUCCCGUAGACGACCCUGCCGGGCCUGCGUGGAUUUCAAGUCGUGGAUGCGGACGCAGCAAAAGCGGGAAACCAAGUUUAGGGAGGAUUGCCCUGAGGAUCGGGAGGAACUGGGCCGCCACAGCUGGGCUGUCCUCCACACCCUGGCUGCCUACUACCCCGACAUGCCCACCCCGGAACAGCAGCAAGACAUGGCCGAGUUCAUACACUUAUUUUCUAAGUUUUACCCGUGCGAGGAGUGUGCUGAAGACAUAAGGAAGAGGUGCGUUGCGUGUGCACAGGUGACGGAGUGUGGCACCGAGAGACUCCAGUUCAAGCUGGUGUCAUAG
This is a messenger RNA of Orycteropus afer afer, 528 nucleotides long. RefSeq names its product growth factor, augmenter of liver regeneration (gene GFER). Gene Ontology annotation, biological process: liver development. Gene Ontology annotation, cellular component: mitochondrion. The record is from RefSeq and is a predicted model, not a curated record. Bases 1 to 528 code for a protein of 175 amino acids. Gene Ontology annotation, molecular function: flavin-dependent sulfhydryl oxidase activity; flavin adenine dinucleotide binding. NCBI's taxonomy places the organism in Eukaryota, Metazoa, Chordata, Mammalia, Tubulidentata, Orycteropodidae. The transcript has 2 exons.